This is a messenger RNA of Oncorhynchus kisutch (coho salmon), 1441 nucleotides long. RefSeq lists its product as uncharacterized. NCBI's taxonomy places the organism in Eukaryota, Metazoa, Chordata, Actinopteri, Salmoniformes, Salmonidae. Gene Ontology annotation, molecular function: DNA binding. The record is from RefSeq and is a predicted model, not a curated record. Bases 436 to 1371 code for a protein of 311 amino acids. The transcript has 2 exons.
ACCUCCUCUCGCAUUUGUGGGAGGCACUUUGUUUUAAAAAAACCAAACUUACAUCCGGACCACCCUGACUUUGCCCCAUCCCUCUUCCUUCGCCCAGAGGACAAUGCCUUGAGUCCGAACACAGCUCAAACAGAAGGGAAAAGAAACCUGCAGAGCUAUGACAGGGCAGUGAAGAAGAAGAAGUGCCUUGACCUUAGUGAGGUUGGAGGUGCUGACCUGAGGGACAGUUAUGCUGACACCACAGAAGAAACUGAAGAGCAGGACCUGGGCACCUGUGUAUCGUGUGAGGUCCUGAGGAAGUCCUUAAAUGAUUUGCAGUCCAGGCAUGAUGCUCUGCAAGUCGAAACUGUCAAUCUCAGGGCGGAGAGAGACUUUUACAAAGAUAACACUCAAUCCUCUCUCUUUGCUGACACCUUUACAGACAGAGACAAUCAAAUGCAUACCGUGAGAGAAGUGCCAAGCAUGGCUAAACCAAAUGGUAUGAACCAACAAUGUACUGGGAUGGUUGAGGAGCCAUGUCUUAUGGAGGUUGAGGGGUCAUGUUCUGUGAAGGUUGAGGAGCUUUGUCCUGUGAAGGUUGAGGGGGACUAUGAUCAAGUGUUGAUUAAGGAAGAGGAACAACAGGUCCAAAUAGAACUUUGUAGCCCGUUGGCUAGUCAGGACAAAGUGACCAAUGUCUCUCGCAGGUUGCCAAUUCAUGUCCCCAAGGAUAAAACUAUCCAGCUUGCCAAAGCCGUAGUAGAAAGCCACCUAAUGACGAACCAUCUGCCUGGCAGCCAAACCACUGCUGAGCCUUUGCAGAAGACUCCUCUGUCAGCUCAAAGGACACCUGUUGCAGGCAAACAAAUUCAGAGAAGCAUAACACACACAGAGAGGGAUGAGUUGCUUUGGCUGGGCUACAUGAAGUGGAAUGUGCGUCUUCCUGCAAGCACAAUUAGAACCGCACACAAGUUUCAGACGCCUAGGGCAACAGUGCAAUACCUUCUACACGCGGUCUUCUCCCAAUGUGAACUCGCCACCAGCAAUCUCAAGGGCAUCCCUGCACUGGGCCUUAACAAACUGGACCCGGACAAACUUUCUGCCAUAAGACAGUUUGUCACCACCAAGUUUCGCCGUUUAGACAUGCGUCAAUGUGGUAAAGACUGGGUCAAGUGCCGGCGCCAGAUAACCAGCAUGCUCAGGAACAUUCGGAAGGAGGACAGGAAGACGAGGGGGCUCUCAGGAAACCUUUGUAUGAUAGAGAAGGUGUUAACGGAUCAGAGUUUACCCAGUCAGCCAUCGCCUCCCUCAUUCCCCUCGAUCUCCCAACAGCACACAGCUGCGUUCUACAACCCAAUAGAAGAAGAAGAGAUCCUCUGUCUGGAGAGUUAGGUUACACAAUAUCUGUAAUGAUGUUUGCAUUUUCUUGUAAUAAACAGUUUGUUGGGAGUAAAAAAUAUAA